This is a messenger RNA of Candoia aspera, 3996 nucleotides long. It is a transcript of the gene IL1RAPL1, whose product is annotated as interleukin 1 receptor accessory protein like 1. NCBI's taxonomy places the organism in Eukaryota, Metazoa, Chordata, Lepidosauria, Squamata, Candoiidae. The transcript is spliced from 11 exons. The coding region runs from base 571 to 2661 and encodes 696 amino acids. Gene Ontology annotation, biological process: negative regulation of exocytosis; signal transduction. The record is from RefSeq and is a predicted model, not a curated record.
AAAACCCCGUCGGAUUCGUUAUUGUAGGAUACUUGUGAAUAUACCCGGGAUUCUGGCUUCUUAUGGCUGUAUGGUUUGGAAUUUUUACAUGUGCUCUGAGAGGUUUUGAAAAGGCUCCAUGCUCAUAACCCAGGACUCCUUUUCUUGUCCUACAGCUCACAGACUUCUUCGCUCAUCGAUCUUUUCGUCUUCUUCACCCCCUUCUAGCAAGCUUUUCCGUCUCCUUUUGCCUUUCAUCUUCUCGGCUAAUUUUAAUUUGGGCUUCUCACCUGGAUUGUACCAUCGGUGAACAACCUGGCCACUUUGAGGACAAGCAGGAAGCAAAUCUUGCAAGGGAUCUUUAGCUCUUCAUGGAAUUAUCUGCUUGGAUGGUGAACUUGGCGCUUGUAAAUGGGCAUCUCCUUUCCCUCCUUAAUUGUUAGCAUUAGAAGAAAAGAAUCCAGAGGAGUUCUUAAACACCGUGGAUUCCCUGACUACGUAUUGUAAUGAUCAGUACUAAUCUUACUGACUGAUACCGGGAGAAGAAUUUUUGCAAGACUGUGGUGGGGAACAGCCUUGGAAAACUAGAAGAUGAAAAUUCAAAUUCCUCACUUAAUGCUCUUCUAUGCUGGUCUUGUUCAGAGUUUGAAGGUUGUGACCAAAAGGGGUUCAGCAGAUGGAUGUACUGACUGGUCAGUGGAUUACAAAAAGUAUCAAGUCUUAGUGGGAGAACCUGUUCGUAUAAAAUGUGCAUUGUUUUAUGGAUAUAUAAGAGCAAAUUACACCAUAGCACAAAGUGCUGGACUCAGUUUAAUGUGGUACAAAAGCUCUGGACCUGGAGAUUUUGAGGAACCUAUCGCUUUUGAUGGAAAUAGAAUGAGCAAAGAGGAAGAUGCUAUCUGGUUUCGUCCAACAGUGGCACAAGACAGCGGACUUUAUGCAUGUGUCAUAAGAAACUCAACCUAUUGUAUGAAGGUAUCCAUUUCACUGACAGUGGGUGAAAAUGACACUAGCCUGUGCUACAAUUCAAAGAUGAAAUAUUUAGAAAAAGCUGAACUUAGCAAAAGCAAGGAAAUUUCAUGCCCUGAUAUACAGGAUUUUUUAACAUCUUAUAGAGAGCCAGAAAUCUUAUGGUAUAAGGAAUGCCAAGUCACAACCUGGAGACCAAGCAUUUUGUUCAAAAAGGAUACUCUUGUUAUCCGGGAGGUCAGAGAAGAUGACAUUGGAAAUUACACUUGUGAAUUAAAGUAUGGACUCUUUUCUGUCAGAAGAACUACAGAAUUAACUGUUACAGCCCCACUAACAGAAAAACCACCAAAGCUUUUGUAUCCUUUGGAGAGUAAGCUGACAAUUCAGGAGACACAGCUGGGUCAUUCUGCUAAUCUAACUUGUCGAGCAUUCUUUGGAUACAGUGGAGAUGUCAGUCCUUUAAUGUAUUGGAUGAAAGGCGAAAAGUUUAUUGAGGAUUUGGAUGAAAGUCGGGUUUGGGAGAGUGAUAUUAGGGUCCUUAAAGAACAUCUUGGAGAACAAGAAGUUUCCAUCUCAUUAAUUCUUGAUUCAGUGGAAGAAGGGGAUCUUGGAAAUUACUCAUGCUAUGUUGAAAAUGGAUAUGGCCGCAGACAUGCUACAGUUAUUCUACUUAAGAGGGAGCUGAUGUAUACAGUUGAGCUUGCUGGAGGGCUUGGCGCUAUUCUGCUGCUACUUGUUUGUUUAGUGACUAUUUACAAGUGCUACAAGAUAGAAAUUAUGCUAUUCUACAGGAACCAUUUUGGUGCAGAAGAACUAGAUGGAGAUAACAAAGAUUAUGAUGCAUAUCUGUCAUACACCAAAGUGGAUCCUGACCAGUGGAAUCAGGAAACUGGGGAAGAAGAACGAUUUGCUCUUGAGAUCUUACCAGAUAUGCUUGAAAAGCAUUAUGGGUACAAACUAUUCAUUCCCGACAGAGAUUUAAUUCCAACUGGAACCUACAUAGAAGAUGUGGCAAGAUGUGUAGACCAAAGCAAGCGAUUGAUCAUUGUCAUGACUCCAAAUUAUGUGGUAAGAAGAGGCUGGAGCAUCUUUGAAUUGGAAACAAGACUUAGGAACAUGCUUGUUACAGGAGAAAUUAAAGUGAUCCUCAUUGAAUGCAGUGAACUGCGGGGAAUUAUGAACUACCAGGAAGUUGAGGCCCUGAAACAUACCAUCAAGCUUCUAACUGUUAUUAAAUGGCAUGGACCAAAAUGCAACAAGUUGAAUUCCAAAUUCUGGAAACGUUUACAGUACGAAAUGCCUUUUAAGAGGAUAGAACCCAUUACACAUGAGCAGGUUUUAGAUGUUAGUGAGCAGGGGCCCUUUGGGGAACUGCAGACGGUCUCAGCAAUUUCAAUGGCUGCUGCUACCUCCACUGCUCUCGCCACUGCCCACCCUGAUCUACGCUCCACUUUUCAUAACACGUAUCAUUCACAGAUGCGCCAGAAACACUAUUAUCGAAGCUAUGAAUACGACGUACCUCCUACUGGCACCCUGCCUCUUACCUCAAUAGGUAACCAGCAUACUUAUUGCAACAUCCCGAUGACACUUAUUAAUGGACAGAGGCCACAGACAAAAACUAACCGAGAGCAGAAUCCUGAUGAAGCUCAUACAAACAGUGCAAUCCUGCCCCUCUUACCACGGGAAACGAGUAUCUCCAGUGUCAUCUGGUGACAUCCGUGCAAGGGGGAAGUCAGCUCCCUUGUUCAGAAGCAAGGUCUGCAGUCUGGUGCCUGGAACUACAUCCUCGACUGCUGCUGUUAAACAUGCAUUACAAUCUAUGAAAUAUGAGGAAAAACAGGGUCUUGUACAUAUGUUUUUGCAAAUUUCUUUGUAGCAUCAGUCUUCCUGUUUUACCCAUGUCUUUACCAUUCACAUGUUGACUUUGUUUUAUAUGUCAUUGAGAUUUGUAUAUUUACAUUUUUAAAAAAAAGAUAAAUGAAGAGACUGCUGUAUAGAUAGGAUUUUUUUUUUUGUUUCAUUAGUAUAGUUUGAGUGUGUGUGUGUGUGUGUUUUAAACAUUUCUUGGGAAUGCUUGGACAAAGCUGUUUUGAAUCUAGAAGCAGUAUCCAUUCUUUUGGUCUGCCUAGCCCAAUACUCAGAGCCAUGCUUGAAGCAAUUCACCACUGUAUGUGUGUGUGCGUGCAUGCACGCGCAUGCUUGUGCAUGUAUGUGAAAACACUUAGGAGGUCCCCACAAAUGUUUCAUAAUCCUUUCUCCAUAUUUUUAUCACACUGCUACACUCUGCCCUUUUCUCGUCACCUUUUUAAAGCAGCACACUGAGUGAAAUUAAAGAUGGUCUAAUUGUCUAAUAUUUCACGUAGUAAAUAGUUGUGGAACAACAACAGUGAAAAACCCAGUCUGUAUUACUUGCUUCACAAUAACCACUAUAACCACUAUGGAAUCUAUAGAAAGAAUAAUAGAUUUUUCUGUUUGAUUUUAUGAGUUGUUUGUAUUCCUUUUAUAUAGAAAUAACAUGCCAACUCUAAUCAUUCACUUCCUGGGAAAGUGUUGGAUGUGUUGUAACUCCCGCUACCUAUUUUGUUUGCUUGCUUGCUUGCUUGAAAUCAAUGGUUUCUUUUCUUUGUUACAUUCUUCAAAUGAGAUUAUUUACAUCUGCCAAGUAAGUAAGGCAGUAGGCACUGAAGUUCAUUAAAUCCUGCAGAGAUUUCCAAUGAUGGCUUCCAAACCAAACUAGAAAAGAAGGACAAUAUCUAAAAUGGUUUGUCACAUUGUAUCACACAAAAUGCUGUCUUUUAAGAAAUAUGGAACAUACUUUUUCAGCCAAGUUUGGAGCAUAUGUAUAUUCAAGUUUGGUCAUCACCUUUUCUUUUCGCUGAAACAUCCAGAAUUUAGCAUUCUUUAUUAUUCAUUAUUAUCUUUCCUUAAGCUUGUAAUAACACUACAUUUUUUUUAAUUCCAAGGUUGUUUAAAGGAGAUCUCAGGAGGUUGCAAAAAGUAAAUACCAACAAACAUGAAUAUUUUAUAAAAUAUUAAUAUUUAAAUCAG